CCCAUAACCAGACUAGAAGUGGAAACCAUAGUGAUCCUCCCGUAAUGGUUGAACAUGCCGCGAAACGCGUCUAACGAGAGCACCCCACGAAACGCGAAACCCUUUUGACAUCACUUUGUUUUGAGUGCGAUUGCGAUUGCCCUUCAACAAACCGCCGCACAACUAUAACCUAAGCUAUUAAAUACUGCCGUCCGAUCUUCCGCCCUACCGCACUAACAACACCAUCCCAUACAGCCGCCUUUAUUCUGGCAUGGCUCCGAGAGAACCUUCAAAAUACCAACCGUAUCCAAUAUACGGAACGACCUUUAUUGCGCAUAUACUCUCUCCACUCUACCACGGCGCCGGUCCUCAAUUGGCACCUGGCUCAACAGAUCAUGCAUCGCCAUCAUCUUCUGCCACAAAUACAACACCUCCAGGGCUUUUCGACCGUGCCGUGUUGACAAAACAUGCCCGUCGCUUGCGCAAUGUCCUGAAAGGGGACAGUCUGCGCGAGGUCCAAGUGGGACUAUCCUCCUCUGCAGGGAACGACGACACAUUGCUCAAAGCAGGCGCAUUGCUCGACUGCUCAUGGUCGGUGCUGGGUAGUGAAGAGGAGUGGGCUAGUGAACAACGUCGGACGCGGAGAAGACGGGACGCUUCCAAGGGGAAUGGGCAAGACGCUGGAAAUCAGGAACAGGGCGAAGCCAACGGGGAGCCCAACAACGGAAACCCCACUGGCAAUCAAGACACAAGUGCCCAUCCUGCGCCUGGGCAAGACACGCGCCAAACUGAUACCUCUGGGGACAGAACAUGCAUUCAUGGAAUCUUGGUGGAAGUUCGCUAUGAACGGGCAACAUAUAAAGCGAUACUCCUCGGCGACGAAAGGGCACCAUCACCACCGCCACCACCACAAGAAGCCCAAACCAGCAACAACAGGAUAGGCGUUCAUUCAGCCUUACCAGAAGGCUUUACUCAUCUCCCUCUUCUCCUCACGCGCAUGCCUUCUGCCCUGAGAAGGACUUUUCUGGAGUACCUCGCUUCAGCAUUCGACACGCGCGCUUCGCCAUUUACGCUAUCAUCAAAUCGACUCUGCGAGCGGAUAGAAGAAUUCCUGUCCGAUUCGGGUUUUGGCGCCUCUCAAGACCACGAGGAGGACACGGGCGGCGACAACGAGUCUCCUUCUCACGAAGCUGCGUCUCGCUCCAUCAAGGACCUUUCACUAUCUCUCCGCUUUGCGCCGCCCGUCGCGCCGCUGCUGAAAACACUAGACAUUACCAUAUCCAAAACCGACAUUUGGAAUUUCAUCCAAAUGGGACGGCGGCAACUCGCCCGGCAACAACAGGAUUCUUCCGCCUCGCAAUCCGUACCACCACCAAAUCCCCAGAAUACUAUAACAACACCCGAAACAAGAUCAACGCGCAAACGGAAACGACCCUCACCAGACCAUACUCCUCCUCAUCCUCCUCAUCCUUCAUCAUCAUCGUUACUACCAUCUCCUUCUUCCGUUCUAGCUUCCAGCACACAACCGCGCACAAAAGGCCCAUUCAUAUCCGCCCUCUCGGCUCACACGGCCACCCAUCUCGCCAUGCCGCUCACGCAUCCGAGUAUAGCCAUUCACAAAAUCGCCUGUUCAGGCUUCGUCCUUGCCAGCGACGGGAGGAUUAAACUGUCUUCUCCUUUUCCCUCUUCGUCUUCUGCUUUUUCCAAGUACCCUUCAUCAUCUACCACUUCUCGUCCCUCUCGUCGUGCUGUCUCUGGUUCCGGUCCCGUGGAGCAGCCAAACUCUCCACACCCGUCUACACCGUCCUCCCAGACGUCUUCGCUCGCGCACACAAGGCGAACUCCACUAUCUUCAUCGCCUGCUCGCCAUCGACUGCAUGGCUCUCACGACGACCACACUAACGAACCUGCCGAGGGCAUGGAUACUACGGCGGCAGCACGCGCGACGCGGAAUCUAAUACAUGCAUUGAUACAGUACGCUGCCAAUGGCCUUGGCGAUGGCGAGAGUAAGGGUGAUGGCAAUGGCAGUGGCCAAGGUGGCAUACUUCGUGCAACUUUGGCGUCGCGAGGAAAGGACACUACGAAAGUUUGACUGGCGUCGGUUCUUGAUAAGGCC
Messenger RNA from Xylona heveae TC161, 2095 nucleotides. RefSeq lists its product as hypothetical. Lineage: Eukaryota; Fungi; Ascomycota; Xylonomycetes; Xylonales; Xylonaceae. The transcript has a single exon. The record is from RefSeq and is a predicted model, not a curated record. The coding region runs from base 251 to 2071 and encodes 606 amino acids.